UAAAUGCAAAGGAUAGCGCCCUCACUCAUCUUAACACCCCAACAGAAGCAAAAUUUAGAGAGAGAAGCAAAUCCCAGAGAGAGAGAUAGAGAUGGAAGGGAUGGAUCAUGGCCAUGGCAUGGGUGGUAUGGCACCACCACCACCAUCAUCCAUGACGAACGGUACGACGAUGCACCAUACGAUGAUGAUGCACAUGACCUUCUUUUGGGGCACAAAGGCGGAAGUACUCUUCUCCAAAUGGCCAGGCACAAACACCGGCAUGUAUUACGUAUCCUUAUUCUUUGUCUUUGCCCUAGCUGUCCUCGUCGAGUGGCUCUCCCACUGCCGUCUGAUCAGACCCAGCGCAAGCGACGUCAUUUCUGGACUGGCACAGACUUUUUUGCAUGCAAUUAGGGUUGGGUUGGCUUAUUUGGUGAUGUUGGCCGUCAUGUCGUUUAAUGCGGGGGUGUUUCUUGUGGCGGUGGCUGGGCAUACUGUUGGGUUCUUGCUUUUUGGGAGUAGGGUUUUUAAGAAGAAGCCGGAUGUUGAUGAAAAGGGUUCUGAUCUUCCUCCAAUGAGAUGUUGAUUAUAUGUAAAUUUUAAAUUUUAUUUAUGGAAUUAAUUAGGACAUUCUGGGUUUUUAGUUUGGUGAAGCAUCUAAUGCUCAGAUGGCUGAGGCGGUGGCGGUAAGGGAUGCGCUAUGGGGCUGCAGGAGAGAUGGAUUUACAAAGGUAAUUAUGCUCAGGAGGUUGUUCGUAUGAUUAAUAGAAGAAUGGUUUUUGAUGCGCAAACUGGAAGGUAUUUUGCACGAUACAUGGAAUCUGUGGAGUAUGUGUUUUUUUCAUCGAGAAACCAACAGAGCAGCGCACAUUGUUGCAACUUUCAUGCAAUCUGUAGCGGGAAUUUUUAUUUGGGAUUGUAUUA
Molecule: messenger RNA, 903 nt
Organism: Malus domestica (apple)
Lineage: Eukaryota; Viridiplantae; Streptophyta; Magnoliopsida; Rosales; Rosaceae
Product: copper transporter 6-like
Biological process (GO): copper ion transmembrane transport
Cellular component (GO): plasma membrane
Molecular function (GO): copper ion transmembrane transporter activity
Source: RefSeq, a predicted model, not a curated record